AUGUCUCCAGUAUUCAAUCCUACUGUUCGAAAUCAUCCAAAAUAUCGUGACAGAAUAUCACAAGUGUCAAUGACAAAUAAUCAAAUUCGUACAUUAAUUAAUAUUUAUCCACAACACAGCAUUAUGCUACCACAAUUCCAUCGAAUGCUUCCCAUCAAUGUUCCAUUAAGUGAACAAUCGUUACCAAAAUUUUGUUCAUCAUUAGAAUUGCGUCAAGCAAUGAAAACUGCCUGUCAACAACAACAACAACAAACAAUUACUCCCAUGUCCGAAGCAACCGCCACUGCCGCUUUUUAUCAAUUUUAUUAUCCACAAUUAGUUGCUUCACUUUCAUCAUCCAACUUUAACACUCAAAGAGUCCAAAGACAAUUGACAAAUACUAGUGUCAUAAACAAUAAUUGUUCAAGUGUUGGCACAGAUUUUACUAGUAGUAAUAAACCUCCAUCAACGAUGAACAGUAUCUCAUCAUCAGACAAUACAUUGUCUUUGAAACGUCUUUAUAAUGGUGAACAAAAAGAAUCAACAGUAAAAGAAAAAAAGAGACGAUUUGAUUUUGCUAAAUUGGCUGUAGAAGCUGUCAAAGAUAAAGAAUCAAAAUCAGAAUUACCAGCGGCAAUUAUUACCAGUGGAAUUUCGUUUUAUUGUUUAAAUGGAUCUGUUGAAAAUGGUCGUAUGACAAACAGUGCUGUUACAUCCUUACCAACGUUAACAACACCGCCACAGCAGCCGCCAAUGAAAAAGGUUCUUGGUGGUGGGAAACGACGAAAAAAAGAAUAUAUUUGCAAAUUUUGUGCAAGACAUUUUACAAAAUCUUAUAAUUUAUUGAUCCAUGAACGAACACAUACAAAUGAACGACCGUUUACGUGUGAUAUCUGUUUCAAAGCAUUUCGACGUCAAGAUCAUCUAAGAGACCAUAAAUAUAUUCAUUCAAAAGAAAAACCAUUCAAAUGUUUGGAUUGUGGUAAAGGUUUUUGUCAACAACGAACAUUAUCUGUACACAAAUCAGUUCAUCAACAAACAAAUUCAAGAUAG
Didymodactylos carnosus is the source of this 1032-nucleotide messenger RNA. The record is from the annotation of a GenBank genome assembly. NCBI's taxonomy places the organism in Eukaryota, Metazoa, Rotifera, Eurotatoria, Philodinida, Philodinidae.